Molecule: messenger RNA, 417 nt
Organism: Paramuricea clavata
Lineage: Eukaryota; Metazoa; Cnidaria; Anthozoa; Malacalcyonacea; Plexauridae
Source: the annotation of a GenBank genome assembly
AUGCGCAGCUACAGCGAAAGGCAGAAGCUCCAUAAACGCGAUGGAUUGUGGGGAGGACAGGAACGACCAGGAAUCGAAACACCAAUUUCAACGCCACAUAGCUCCAAAACCGAUGGACCCUGCUGCAUCAGACCCGACGAAAAAGUCGGGAAGCUGGGAUACGCCAGGCGACAAGAAGAAGCUGAUGCCAUUCCAAUCAUGAAAGAAAGCGAGCCACCAGUGGACAUCCCGACGAAACUCGACGUUAAGGCGAAUUGGGUGCGAGCGAUUGCGAAAAAGAGCCAGAAGAUCAAUCAUAGGGCGCAAAAACCUUCUCCCAGGACGGACAACUUUGCACGCGUGGGGGAGGUGGCCAAUCAACGACUCUCGUUCCUGACGGUGACAAGUACGCGUGUUGGACCAAGACUGGAGGAGUGA